Messenger RNA from Suillus bovinus, 1044 nucleotides. RefSeq lists its product as uncharacterized. Lineage: Eukaryota; Fungi; Basidiomycota; Agaricomycetes; Boletales; Suillaceae. Bases 1 to 1044 code for a protein of 347 amino acids. The record is from RefSeq and is a predicted model, not a curated record. The transcript is spliced from 7 exons.
AUGGAGAAUGAGGAUGAUCAACCAACAGGGACCAUUGUGAUUAGACAGCCAACUAGGAUGGGUGCAUCUUUGCCCGCAGUGCCAACAAAGUCCAAGGAUGCAACCAAAGAGGUAAAACAGGUGGAAGUGAGGACUAAGAUUGGCCGAGUGCAGCCAAAGACGAAAGGAAAGGGAAAGGAGAAGGUCGAGAAAAUUACCAAGCCAGAACAGGCCAAAAAGCCCAUCUCUAUAACCACCAGAGCAGCCAUGCAUCAGUUUCAACCAACACUGAUCUUGGUGUCUGAGGAUGCUAUGGAUGAUACUGAUCAGGUUGUCCAAGGUAAUGAUGACACUGAUAUGCCCGAUGUCACUGACCUCCAGCAGGAGACUGAUAUCGCUACCAAGAUGGUGAUUGAGCCUGAGGUGAAGGAUCAACACACAGCAGGCCAGUCUGGAGCUAUUGCUUUGGUUGAUGACUUUCCAGCCGACCAUUGGCAGAAGGAAACCAAUGUCAUCCCCUUGCCCAUUUAUCCAGCAAUGCCUGCCACUGAUCGCCCUUCUUCAACACCUGCACCAUCCAACACUCAUGAACAUGUCCUUGCCCUUGCUGCUCAGGUCACUGCCAUGGAAAUGGCCAACCGGAAUGCUGUUGCCAGGGUCAAUGCGAUGGAACAGGACUUCAACUCACGUAUCUCCUCCAUGCGUCUCAAACUUUUGGUGAUGCAGCUCAAUCAUGGUAGAGAAGCUUCGGCAGAAGUCAUUCCAAAUCCAUUGUUCCAACCACCGACAAUGAGCUAUGGCAAUAGUUCCUCUGCCACAGUAUUUGGCAUGAGGUACUUGAACAGUAUUUUUGGCCCUUUGGUUCCUCCCAUCCCACAGUCGGCCAAUAUCGGUCAACAGUCAGCAUAUGGCCCAUCCGCUUGUCUUGACAUACAGGGCACCACAUUCACUAGUGGACAAGCAUCUUCCGCAUCUAAACUCGCUGGUCCCUCAUCCACUCCUGCUGCUGUUGGACCCCAUUGCCCUGCCACAUCACCUGUUUCUACCAUGCGCCCCCUUCCCUAA